AGUAUUCGCCUCGCCGCCCGAGAGUCUACAGGAAGGCUGCUGCCGCUAUCGUCGUCGUCGUCGCCUAUCUUGCGCCCGCCCGUCUUCCCGCCCGUCACCAUGAGAGAGAUCGUCCACCUGCAGGCCGGCCAGUGCGGCAACCAGAUCGGCGCCAAGUUCUGGGAGGUGAUCUCGGACGAACACGGCAUCGACCCCACCGGCACCUACCACGGCGACAGCGACCUCCAGCUCGAGCGCAUCAACGUCUACUACAACGAGGCCACCGGUGGCAAAUAUGUCCCUCGGGCUGUGUUGGUGGAUCUGGAACCUGGCACCAUGGAUUCUGUGCGCUCGGGUCCCUUUGGGCAGAUCUUCCGCCCAGAUAACUUCGUUUUUGGCCAGAGUGGGGCAGGCAACAACUGGGCCAAAGGCCACUACACAGAGGGGGCUGAGCUGGUUGACUCUGUGCUCGAUGUCGUCAGGAAGGAAGCGGAAAGCUGUGACUGUCUCCAGGGCUUCCAGCUCACGCAUUCCCUGGGGGGCGGCACUGGUUCCGGCAUGGGCACCCUCCUCAUUAGCAAGAUCCGCGAAGAGUACCCCGACCGGAUCAUGAACACUUUCAGCGUUGUCCCCUCCCCCAAAGUGUCGGACACUGUAGUCGAGCCCUACAACGCCACCCUCUCUGUGCACCAGCUGGUGGAGAACACGGACGAGACCUACUGCAUUGACAACGAGGCGCUCUACGACAUCUGCUUCCGGACCCUGAAGCUGACGACCCCCACGUACGGCGACCUGAACCACUUGGUGUCCGCCACAAUGAGCGGGGUGACCACGUGCCUGCGCUUCCCGGGCCAGCUGAAUGCAGACCUGCGCAAGCUGGCCGUCAACAUGGUGCCCUUCCCUCGUCUGCAUUUCUUCAUGCCGGGCUUCGCCCCUCUCACCAGCCGCGGCAGCCAGCAGUACCGGGCCCUGACCGUGCCAGAGCUAACGCAACAGAUGUUUGACGCCAAGAAUAUGAUGGCGGCCUGUGACCCCCGUCAUGGGCGCUACCUCACGGUCGCCGCCGUCUUCCGGGGGCGCAUGUCGAUGAAAGAGGUGGACGAGCAGAUGCUGAACGUGCAGAACAAGAACAGCAGCUAUUUCGUGGAGUGGAUCCCCAACAACGUGAAGACGGCCGUCUGUGACAUCCCUCCCCGCGGCCUCAAGAUGUCCGCCACCUUCAUUGGCAACAGCACUGCCAUCCAAGAGCUGUUCAAGCGCAUCUCUGAGCAGUUCACCGCCAUGUUCCGCCGGAAGGCCUUCUUGCACUGGUACACCGGGGAGGGCAUGGAUGAAAUGGAGUUCACCGAGGCAGAGAGCAACAUGAACGACCUGGUGUCUGAGUACCAGCAGUACCAGGAUGCCACGGCAGAGGAGGAGGGCGAGUUUGAGGAAGAGGCCGAGGAGGAAGCAGCUUAAGGGCUCGGCCAUUAACACCUGUAAAUUAUGUUUAAAGCUGUCGUGAACUUUAUUCAUUCCAUGUCUUUGUUCUGCACUUCCAAUUUCUUCUUGAUGUCACCUUCUGUCUGAUGCUGUACAGACAUUAAAAGCAUUUUCACUCUG
Messenger RNA from Elgaria multicarinata webbii, 1581 nucleotides. RefSeq names its product tubulin beta 4B class IVb (gene TUBB4B). The transcript has 4 exons. NCBI's taxonomy places the organism in Eukaryota, Metazoa, Chordata, Lepidosauria, Squamata, Anguidae. Gene Ontology annotation, biological process: microtubule cytoskeleton organization; mitotic cell cycle. Gene Ontology annotation, molecular function: GTP binding; structural constituent of cytoskeleton; GTPase activity. Gene Ontology annotation, cellular component: cytoplasm; microtubule. The record is from RefSeq and is a predicted model, not a curated record. Bases 100 to 1437 code for a protein of 445 amino acids.